UGUCCAGCCCACUCCCUGACGUCUCCGACAACUGGAAGCGGAAGUGAAAAAUGGGUAUCCCUGCUACCUCUUAGCAACGCGAGUGGUCAUGUGACACAAACGUUGACUCCAGUAGAGGAAGGGACGGUAGUGGCCAGUACUGGAGCUCUUGCCCCCUCGAUUGCCCGGCCGGGGAUCCGAGCCGAACAGUCAUCGUCAGAAUGUCGGGCAAAGACCGGAUCGAAAUCUUUCCCUCGCGAAUGGCACAGACCAUCAUGAAGGCUCGUUUAAAAGGAGCACAAACAGGCCGAAACCUCCUGAAGAAAAAAUCUGAUGCCCUAACUCUUCGAUUCCGACAGAUCCUGAAGAAGAUAAUAGAGACUAAAAUGUUGAUGGGUGAAGUGAUGAGAGAAGCUGCCUUUUCACUAGCUGAGGCCAAGUUCACAGCAGGGGACUUCAGCACCACAGUUAUCCAAAAUGUAAAUAAAGCCCAAGUGAAGAUUCGAGCGAAGAAAGACAAUGUAGCAGGUGUUACUUUACCAGUAUUCGAACAUUACCACGAAGGAACUGACAGUUAUGAACUAACUGGUUUAGCCAGAGGUGGGGAACAGUUGGCUAAAUUAAAGAGGAAUUAUGCCAAAGCAGUGGAACUACUGGUGGAACUAGCUUCGCUACAGACUUCCUUUGUUACUCUGGAUGAAGCUAUUAAGAUAACUAACAGGCGUGUGAAUGCCAUUGAACAUGUCAUCAUUCCCCGGAUUGAACGCACCCUUGCUUAUAUCAUCACAGAGCUGGACGAAAGAGAGCGAGAAGAGUUCUAUAGGUUAAAGAAAAUACAGGAGAAGAAAAAGAUUCUUAAGGAAAAAAGUGAGAAGGACUUGGAACAACGGAAAGCAGCUGGAGAGGUGAUGGAACCUGCUAACCUUCUGGCUGAGGAGAAGGACGAGGAUCUUCUGUUUGAAUAAUCUUGCCUGCUCUGUUCUUUCAGAAACCCCCAACACUGGUUCCA
Molecule: messenger RNA, 988 nt
Organism: Urocitellus parryii (Arctic ground squirrel)
Lineage: Eukaryota; Metazoa; Chordata; Mammalia; Rodentia; Sciuridae
Gene: Atp6v1d
Product: ATPase H+ transporting V1 subunit D
Molecular function (GO): proton-transporting ATPase activity, rotational mechanism
Source: RefSeq, a predicted model, not a curated record